Capronia coronata CBS 617.96 is the source of this 1707-nucleotide messenger RNA. RefSeq names its product mitochondrial processing peptidase. The transcript has 2 exons. Gene Ontology annotation, molecular function: metalloendopeptidase activity; metal ion binding. Gene Ontology annotation, cellular component: mitochondrion. NCBI's taxonomy places the organism in Eukaryota, Fungi, Ascomycota, Eurotiomycetes, Chaetothyriales, Herpotrichiellaceae. The record is from RefSeq and is a predicted model, not a curated record. Bases 1 to 1707 code for a protein of 568 amino acids.
AUGCGAUCUGCCGGUGUCAAAGCUUUGCGGAAUGCGAGGCUUGCGAAGCCUGCGAGGUCUUUGACAAGAAACUACGCCACCGUCAAAGAUCCUUCACAAAAAGACCCCGCGGAAUUAGAUCAAAUAACGCAACUCCCCAAUGGAGUUCGCAUCGCUUCCGAAUCACUCCCAGGCCCUUUCUCAGGCGUCGGAAUCUACAUUGAUGCAGGUUCUCGAUACGAAGAUGCCUCGCUUCGCGGAGUCAGCCAUAUCGUUGACCGGCUGGCAUUCAAAUCAACAAAACAAAGAUCGGCGGAUCAAAUGCUGGAGGCGUUGGAGGCAUUGGGUGGAAACAUCCAGUGCGCCUCGUCAAGAGAAGCCUUGAUGUACCAAUCGGCAACAUUCAAUUCCGCAGUGCCCGAUACAGUUGCCCUGCUGGCAGAAACAAUCCGUGACCCCCUCAUCACGGAUGAAGAGGUGAAGCAGCAGUUGGAAACGGCCGAGUACGAGAUACAAGAGAUUUGGUCCAAGCCCGAUUUGAUCAUUCCCGAGCUGCUCCAUAUGGCUGCCUACAAGGACAACACACUGGGUAACCCUCUGCUCUGCCCACGCGAAAGACUGCCUUACAUCACAAAAGGGCUAAUUGGGAAAUACCGCAACAUUUUCUACAAGCCGGAGCGGAUAGUGGUCGCUUUUGCGGGCGUUGAGCAUGAAGCCGCCGUCCGCUUGACAGAAAAGUACUUCGGAGAUAUGCAACCUGGCGACGAGCCCUCACUAUCUCAGGUCGGUUCGCAGCCGGAAGCGGACGAACCGCAAGGCUCCGCGGCUCAGCAAGAGGCACCGACUGCUUCGUCAGCUACGAGUAGAUUUCUAUCCAAGAUUCCCGGAUUCAACAAUUUUUCGACGUCAGCACCGCACCAAGCCACUGUUUCUCCUCUGGAUCCUUCGCUCCUUCAACCUGCUCCGAACUCUACUCUUACACAGCCGUCUCACUACACGGGCGGCUAUCUCGCACUUCCUCCACUUCCUGCUCCGCAAAACAACCUAUCGAUCCCACUAUCGCACGUCCACAUAGCCUUUGAAGCCCUACCCAUCUCUUCGGAGGACAUAUACGCGCAAGCAACGCUACAAACGCUACUCGGGGGAGGAGGCUCUUUCUCCGCCGGCGGUCCGGGCAAAGGCAUGUAUUCACGGCUCUACACGAAUGUCCUGAAUCAGCAUGGGUGGGUGGAGAGCUGCGUCGCGUUCAACCACAGCUACACAGACAGUGGUCUGUUCGGCAUUGCCGGUGCGUGUGAACCCGGCAGAGUUGGGCACAUGGUGGAUGUGAUGUGCCGAGAGCUGCAAGCAUUGACUCUGGAAUCUGGAUUCCCCAGUCUCCAACUGGCGGAGGUGAACCGAGCCAAGAAUCAGUUGCGAUUCAGCCUCUUGAUGAACCUCGAGUCACGCCUGGUGGAAUUGGAGGACCUUGGGAGACAAGUCCAGGUCCAUGGCCGCAAGGUGGGCGUGAAAGAAAUGUGCGCCAAGAUCGAUGCCCUGACCGUGGCGGAUCUGCGACGAGUGGCCAAAAGGAUAUUGACCGGCCAAGUGGACAAUAGAGGCCACGGAACGGGAGCACCAACGGUGGUCAUUCAAGAGAGCGAGGAUGCUUCCGGCAGGAAAAUGAAGCAAAUACCCUGGGAAGAUGUGCAGUCCAGGAUAGCGAGGUGGAAGCUAGGAAGGAUGUGA